UAUAUAUAUAUAUUUUCUCUCAACAGACAUAAAGAAAGUGAGAAAAAAAGGGAAAGAAAAGAGAGAAGAGGCGACCGUGGCAACACUACAAGCCAAGUAGCAGUGUUACCAAUCGCGGGCGGGUUAUUCUCACCGUGGACAUGAGGGCGAUGGAUAUUUUCACCCCGGUUUCGGCGCUGUUUGAAGAUGCCGAGAGAGAGUUAGACACGUGGGCGGAGAACAACAGGAACCUGCAGAAGGACAUCGACGGCCUGCGCGAGCUGGUGCGGACGCUGACGGCCAACGCCAGGCAGAUUCACCGCGAGUCGGACGCGCCCAGGGAGGUGUCCUUGGCAGUUGACCCGCAAGUGAAACUGAGAAUGGGGAACACUAGGAACAUAGCCAGCUUGUUUGAAAAACAGAAGAGCAAACCAGGACUUCCCACAGGAGCACUUCAAGGUCAAAGGUCAACCAAGGUCACCAGCGUCUAUAGGAGAUCAAUCCCCUAUAAAACUCAUGUGCCUGAAGUUCGAUUUUCGUCUCAUAUUUAA
Penaeus indicus is the source of this 530-nucleotide messenger RNA. RefSeq lists its product as uncharacterized. The record is from RefSeq and is a predicted model, not a curated record. The transcript has 3 exons. NCBI's taxonomy places the organism in Eukaryota, Metazoa, Arthropoda, Malacostraca, Decapoda, Penaeidae. Bases 141 to 530 code for a protein of 129 amino acids.